ACUCCAAAGGAUCCUCGAGCCUUUCACUUGACGCCCGGAGUUACGCGAUAACCGUCCUUCCGGAGUUUCCAAACUUCCUUUUAUUAUUAUUAUUAUUAUUAUUAUUCUAAGUCAAGCAGCAAAAUGUCCUUCAACCUUUAAACUCGAGCGAAGUGAAGAGUUUCGUUUUCCCGCGUCGUCCUGUGGCGCAUACGGCCUCCAUGCUGACCAAUAGCGCGCCGAGUUCAGCUUCCUGUGUAUCCGCAGCAUCUUUAGUUUCGUUUCGUUGCUCGGCUGUUUAUAAGGCAGGCGCGCGGCUCCCCACCUCCACACCCAGCUAACUUCCCACCCAGACCACAGCAGAACGCUUCAGGACUGCAUGUAGGCCUGCUGUCGGCUGUCCCCCCUUGUCAUCAUGAAGAAGCUCCUCGUGUCGGUGGUCCUGGUGGUCCUGGUCUCAGCACUGUCAUCUGCUGGGGAAAACAAAAGAAGCAAGCCUCCUGCAACUGUGUCUCCAGCAUCUGAGUCUAAUCCCACCACAGCAAACAAGACCUCGACCGCAACAACGACUGCAACUACAGUUCAAACCACUGGAAAAACUACUGCUACAACCCACACAAAACCAAAUACGACAGCCACGACCCAUACAACACCGCCUACUACCGCCGCAAAUACAACCACGACCCAUACAACACCGCCUACUACCGCCGCAAAUACAACUACGACCCAUACAACACCACAUACUCCCGCCGCAAAUACAACUACGACCCAUACAACACCACAUACUCCCGCCGCAAAUACAACUACGACCCAUACACCACCACAUACUACCACAACUGAAAAACCUAAAACUACCACCACCAAGCCUCCGACCCCAGCGCCUCCCAGGCCUACGUCCCCCACCAAUUUGACGGAUGGAAACUACUCUGUGACAAACGAAAAAAACGUGACAUGUCUGAUGGCUCAGAUGGCCCUGCAGAUCCGACUGGCGAGAGACAAGGUUAAUGGAACAUACAUCGUCCAGCCAAAACGGACCCAAGCGGUGGGCGGGUGCCUGAAAACUGCAGCCAACCUUACCCUUACCUUCACAGAAGGCGCCAUUACCUUCUUGUUCAAUAAGGACGUCACUGAGGACGCCGUGUAUGUCAACGCCCUGUCUUUCAAGCUGACCUACCCCUUCAGCUCUGCAGGACAAAACGUGUACACUGCCAACAACAAGUCGGUGCAUCUGUUUGCUGCCAAGAUCGGACACUCCUACUCCUGCAGGAGCGAGUCCCUUUACAUGGGGGACGGACUUUAUUUAGACGUCCUUCACAGCAAGAUGCAGGCCUUCAACCUCACCAGCAACAAGGGCUUUGGCUUCCCUGACCCUUGCCCCGCGGACGUGCCGGACAACACGGUGGCCAUCGCGGUGGGCGUGACGCUGCUGCUGCUCAUCAUCAUCGUGCUGGUGGCCUACGCCCUGGGCAGGAGAAGGAGGGGCAGCGGCUACCAGUCUCUGUGAGGGGGGGGGGGUGGUGGGGGCCGAGGAGGCGCCGCCCACACGUCACUCCCAUCUGACACACUGAGGGGUUAAAGGGCACUUGAUUCACUUCCACUCAGCUAUUGUAUUUUAUUUUCUGUUGUUUCACCGUUGUCACGGCUACCGCCAGUUGUCCAAUGAAAUGCCGAGGACGGUCAACACGGGUUGUAACGAGUCAGAGGCCUCGAAAUGAGCUCUGUCCUUGAUUAAGGUUAAUUACUUGCAUAAUUUACACACACGGAGCGGCCGAGCUACCGUCCGCCCUGCCUCUGCUACGUGGCGUACAGACGCCCCCGCCCUCGACACGGGUGUGUAUUACUAAACCCACACCGGGUCGGGCGGUCCAAUUUAGCGCCGUUCUUUCAGCAGCCAGUGUGUCCUUGUUGUGUCCUUGUUGUGUUCUUGUUGUGUUGUUCUCGUUCAUGUUGUACCUGCCUGAGGAUGACGGGGCCACGCCCCUCCUCUCUAAAGGGAUGUUGUAUCACAGUAGUACAAUAAAACGGAUGGAAACUUGGGGAA
Molecule: messenger RNA, 2020 nt
Organism: Lampris incognitus (smalleye Pacific opah)
Lineage: Eukaryota; Metazoa; Chordata; Actinopteri; Lampriformes; Lampridae
Gene: cd68
Product: CD68 molecule
Exons: 6
Coding region: 395-1483 (362 amino acids)
Cellular component (GO): membrane
Source: RefSeq, a predicted model, not a curated record